Molecule: messenger RNA, 1213 nt
Organism: Physcomitrium patens
Lineage: Eukaryota; Viridiplantae; Streptophyta; Bryopsida; Funariales; Funariaceae
Source: RefSeq, a predicted model, not a curated record
CACCUACGCCCUACCCCGUGGGCCACGUUGGCCACGCAGCUCCACGUAUGCACACACAUACACAGACAGACAGCUUCACGAAGCUUCAUCACACUUGGAAGGAUUCGUAGUGUCGAUGGAUGUGUGUGCUGUUGUUGCAGGAAUCGGAGUGCGCGAUGGAGCUCAAUUGCCAGCGAACAAUGGAGGCGAGAGAGAGACCCAAUUCUAAAUUGGAGGUGAAGAAGGCGCUCGCGGGGACCACCACCACGUUGUUUGGUUCGCAGCCGCGGACACGGGGUUUCGGGGGAGUCAUUCGUCUGGCGGGCGUGGUUCGGUCGUGGCCAUCAUCUACCGGUCCGUCCUCUUGGGCCAAUUUUCCAUGCGGGACACCUUGCUGGUGGUUUUUUUCCUUGUUGUUGUUGUUGUUGUUGUGCAGUUUUAUCAGCUGGUUGAACAAACCUUUCUGCGAUCGAGUUUCGGUUUUCCGUUGAGGUGCUGCAUUUUAUUGGGAGGGGGGUUGCACUUAAUUACACUGGAACCUGUGGCGUUUUCUACUACACUGAGGCAAGGAAGCUUGGGAGAUUGAAAGACAGGUCGGUUCGGGGUUGUUGGCGUCCAUUUUGAGCUCGAUUACAAUUAAGCUACGUCGUUUGGACUUGUGCUGAAAUCUUUCUAAGAGUGACUCAUUGGAGUGAAGGAUUACUCAGGACUUUGGAUUAGCUGUACCCUGAUCGGUUCUUUUUCUUAAGAUAACCCAGGUUUGAGCAGAAGUUCGAAUUCUUGAAGAUCCGAAAAAGAGAGAAGACAUUGAAGGCGUUUCGAAUUAACUAACAGGUUUCAUGGAUAGGAGAGUGGAGGAACACUACUGGGCCUAUUCGCCUCCAGAGAGUACCUACAAUGAAGUAGUGUACAGACCAUACAGCGAUGGCGUUGACGGGGAGAACUUUUUCCAAUCCCUUAUCGCCCUUUGCGUCGUUUACUUUAUCGCGCGCUUGUUUUUUGACGCAAUGGUUGUCUUCAUGAUUGUGGGCCUCGUCGUGGUUCUCAUCACGCAGCUCCUUCACAAUGUUUCGCCUUCCACUUCCAAGUAUUAUAGGUCUUAUAUUUAGUUAUUUAGGAGGAGUUUACGGAGGAGAGACUUGUUUUGUAUAUCUUAAGAACGGUAUUAAUUUUGGCUGUUUUCCUUUUUUCCACCUCAAUUGAUCAGAGCGUCUUUGUACACUUGUCCUUCACA